AUUCUUUGGAACGACUCAAUUCGAACCGUCGUACGCUCGACUAGUGUUCCCAUGUUGGGACGAGCCCAUCUACAAGGCGAAAUUCAACAUCAGUUUGACGCACGAUAAAACACAGCAGGCGAUUUCUAAUAUGGACGUACUAAAAACAGAAGAAGAAGAUGACAAGAUAACCACUUCAUUCAAAGAAACCCCAGUGAUGUCUACUUAUUUGUUAGCAUUCGUGAUAGGCAAUUAUCAAUUUAAGGAAGAUAAAGUCGGCAACUUCACCUAUAGAGUGUGGGCAAGAGAGAACUACAUAAAUCGGACUGACUACAUUUUGAAAACGGGUAGGCAGAUCGUGGAACGAAUGAAUUUGUACACGAAUAUUUCGUACGAGACAUACAUGCCAGACAAACUGGAUCAAGCUAUGGUGAGGGUUUUCUUCCCAUCCCUGGGCAUGGAGAAUUGGGGUCUCGUGAUUUACAG
This is a messenger RNA of Ceratina calcarata, 465 nucleotides long. RefSeq names its product thyrotropin-releasing hormone-degrading ectoenzyme-like. NCBI's taxonomy places the organism in Eukaryota, Metazoa, Arthropoda, Insecta, Hymenoptera, Apidae. Gene Ontology annotation, molecular function: zinc ion binding; metalloaminopeptidase activity; peptide binding. The annotation marks the transcript as partial. The record is from RefSeq and is a predicted model, not a curated record. Gene Ontology annotation, biological process: peptide catabolic process; proteolysis. Gene Ontology annotation, cellular component: membrane; cytoplasm. The transcript has a single exon.